Messenger RNA from Drosophila biarmipes, 543 nucleotides. RefSeq lists its product as uncharacterized. Lineage: Eukaryota; Metazoa; Arthropoda; Insecta; Diptera; Drosophilidae. Bases 1 to 543 code for a protein of 180 amino acids. The transcript is spliced from 3 exons. The record is from RefSeq and is a predicted model, not a curated record.
AUGGAUCAUAGAACUACCAUUUUUGUGGGAUCGUUGCUAGUUGCUUUUCUAGUCUGUAGUGAGGCUGCAUCUGUUAAAAUGACAAAUGCCGUUUGCAAGACCUACAACAAAUCGUGGGUUGAUAUCCAUUAUUGCCGCCUGAAGGCCUAUUCCCGGAACAAGACCAGCCUGCAUAUCAAUGCCACGUUCCUAGAGCCAGCCAAUAAUAUAUUCAUUCAUUCAAAGAUGAUGAAGAAGGCCAAUGGUUACAAGCCGUUCUUAUUUGAUUAUACUUUCGAUGCCUGCGAGUUUAUGAGGAGACGAAACCAGCCCUUUGCCAAGAUGAUUUGGAACUUGAUCAGGAAUGUUUCGACGGUGAACCACACCUGUCCUUAUGUGGGCUUACAAGUGGUUAGCGAUUUUUACCGCAUUGAGUUUCCUGUGAGUUUUCCAACUGGAGGGUAUUUACUUCUGAUAGACUGGAUAUUCGAUGGUAAAUCGCAGUAUGCCACAAAUGUUUAUUUUACAUUUGUGGAGGAUUUAUUUACGAGAAGAUCAUUUUAA